Molecule: messenger RNA, 975 nt
Organism: Megachile rotundata (alfalfa leafcutting bee)
Lineage: Eukaryota; Metazoa; Arthropoda; Insecta; Hymenoptera; Megachilidae
Product: RNA-directed DNA polymerase from mobile element jockey-like
Source: RefSeq, a predicted model, not a curated record
AUGCUCAUUGCAGAAACCCACCUCACAGUAAAAAAUUAUAUUAAAAUUCCCCAUUAUAAUAUCUAUGAUUCCAAACACCCAUCCGGCAACGCCCGCGGUGGGGCAGCAAUAAUAACUAUUAACCAUGCUCAUGGAAACAUAACAUUAGUUACUGUCUACUGCCCUCCAAAACAUAAAAUAACAGCUGAACAGUACGCUAACUUUUUUCAGGAUAUGGGAAAUAAGUAUAUAGUAGGUGGAGAUUAUAAUGCCAAACACACUUUAUGGGGAUCAAAAACAAUUUCACCGCGAGGUAAACUAUUAGAACAAAUAAUACAAAAGUUAUCCUUAGAUACGUUAUCAACGGGCGAACCCACAUAUUGGCCCUCGGCCUAUAAUAAAACACCAGACUUACUUGACUUCGCAAUCAUUAAAGGAUUAAAUAGAUCAUAUUUUAAAGUGCAAACCUGCCUAGAUCUUACCUCUGAUCAUUCUCAGAUCUUACUUGAUUACCUGCAUAAGGUUACAUCUACUGAAUUAACACCCUAUCUAUACAAUGUUAGCACAAACUGGCAACAAUUUAAAGAAAUCUUGGAAGAAAAAAUAAACUCUACUCAACAAAUAAAAACUGAAAGGAAAUUUUCUUCUUAUCCUCAGUAUUAUAAUAGAAAAAAUACAAUUGAAACGGAAGCUGAAAUACAUCUGGCAGAAACAAAAAACUCCACUAAACAAAAAGAAAUUAAAUUCAAUCACCAAAGAGGAUAUGCGUUAUGGAAAGCUACUAAAAGGCUAAAAAGACCAAUCAUUCCUUCUCCUCCUAUAAGAAAAGCCGAUGGCAGUUGGGCAAAAAUAACCUUGAAAAGGCCUUCACUUUUGCUGAUCAUCUACAGGACACAUUUAAACCGAACAGUACGAUCGCUUCUGCAACCAACUUGGAAAACUCCUGGGUUUGAUCUAAUCAACGGAAAAAUUAUUAAAGAACUCCCACCAAAAACG